Messenger RNA from Setaria italica (foxtail millet), 1487 nucleotides. RefSeq names its product probable nucleolar protein 5-1. Gene Ontology annotation, molecular function: snoRNA binding. The coding region runs from base 126 to 1085 and encodes 319 amino acids. Gene Ontology annotation, cellular component: small-subunit processome; box C/D methylation guide snoRNP complex. The transcript is spliced from 7 exons. The record is from RefSeq and is a predicted model, not a curated record. NCBI's taxonomy places the organism in Eukaryota, Viridiplantae, Streptophyta, Magnoliopsida, Poales, Poaceae.
ACUUCCUUCGUACAUAUCCCGACCGACUGCCUGAGGUAGCUGCAAAUUUGGAUUUGGAUCCGACGCCGCGGAAGGAGACGGUCUCGGAGGAGGCAGAGGAGAAGCCAUUGCAGACGGAGGAGGAAAUGCCUUCGGAGUCUGAUGAGUCGAAACUGGUCGAGGACUUGGAGAUGCAGGAUUCGUCGGGUGAGGAGGAUGCGCCACGGAGGUAUAACAGCGACGGUGAAGUUUUACCACCUGGCCAGUUGUUAGAUGAUAUGGCGGUCAAGGUACUAUUUGAGACGCCCUCUGGCUUUGCAAUUUUCCGUUAUAAUGGAUACAAGCUCCGUCACCAAGUUGCCUUGAUGAAGGAAAUCUGGGCAGACUUCGCUGAUCCUGAUUCGGCGGCACAUGAAGUUCGUCUUUUAGGAUUUAAAACUUUUCAGAACAAGGUGCACGCGAUUAGUCAAAGUACUGGUGUCAGUAACGAGCUUGCUAAGAUGAUCCGGAAUAAUCUCCAACCUCGUCAGCGGCUAGCUGUUGGAAAUGAGGAUUAUAAAAGUAUCAUUGAAAAGGAAUUGGGUAUACGCUGUGUGUAUGAUUCUGCUGUAGCGGAGUUGAUGUGGGGCUUAAAGAUUCAGAUGCAGUCUUUACUGACUCCAGAAAACUCAGAUCUGAGUAACGAGGGUUACUUCCCAAUGAGCACAGGAAUGUAUUGUUUCCUGAAGGGGCAGAAGUUUGAUGUCAAACCAGAUAUGAUGGUUACUAGACGUGCUAUUGAGUUGGCAUUCCUCAUCUAUGCCUGUGAUCGCCAUGUUAACAAACGUAGAAGCACCUUGCGCUCUGUUGCUGCGCACAUUGCGAAAAUAUCUCGCAUUAAUACUGAGGGUUGGGAUUUCCACAAAAUUGCGGUCGCGCUCAAGAUAUAUGUUGCCCUGAAGAAAACAUUGCCGCUACCCAUCCGUGGUUUUCAACAGGACAUUGGAGGACGCUUAAGUCUGAUGCACCAAAGUACAAAAAGUUGUUCUUCAAGGGGGCUUCCUUGUUACUCUAUGAUGAAGUGCACUAUCACUGUAAUCUUAGGAUUAAGGCGGGUCAAGAGUUGACCAGUUUGAUCAAACUGGCCAAAAACGUUGAUGUUGAGCAACCACAUGAAGCUGCUAUUGAUCAAGAUGAUCUUGAUGGGAAGAAGAUUUAUCCUGAUAUUGACCCUGCCAUCCUUGAUGAACUUUAAGAGUAUGGUACUGUGAUUUCAGCACGUCCUCUGGAAAGACAAGUAUAUUUCGUACUCGAUAUGAACACUAGAAAGUAGAACAAGGCCAAAAGGGGAAAAAGUUAGUUUUGUUUACUUGUAGUUGUUAUGGAGUUGGUAGAAGUUGAACUAUAAUUUAGGCUUUUAGUUUCAUUUUGUGUUGUUAAAAUGAAGCAAUGGUAACCAAGUUGUUCUUAAUCCAAAAUUUUCUUGAAUCUUACAAAGACGAGAAGAGGGUAACCAAGUUGUUUGAUGA